UGGCUGUGCUAGUGGCUGGAGCUCACUGUGAGUCGGGAGCUUGGAGCUUCGUAACUCUGGCAGCCUUGCGUACCAAGGUACCUACUUCAAACAUCACUGAAAUCCACGGCUACCUACCAACCUAGUCUUGAGCUUCAAUUUAUCUCGCAACUCACAUCUCAAGACACGCCCUCUAAAUAACACGACCCCUUAGUUCCUGCAAUCUCUAAUCAUGGCGUCGGGAUAUGAUAGAGCUCUUUCCGGUAUUCCGGACGGACAUGUGUUCCAAGUCGAAUAUGCUGGUGAAGCUGUCAAACGAGGAACCUGCGCCGUCGGCGUGAAGGGCGCAGAUAUUGUCGUCCUCGGUUGCGAGAAGAGGUCUGCAAUGAAGCUGCAAGACACACGCAUUACGCCUUCCAAGAUCGGCCUCAUCGACACCCACGUAUGCCUAGCAUUCGCCGGUCUAAACGCCGACGCCCGAAUCUUAGUCGACAAGGCACGACUAGAGGCGCAAUCGCACCGCUUAACCGUCGAAGACCCCGUGUCUAUCGAGUAUAUCACGAAAUACGUCGCAGGCGUACAACAACGGUACACGCAGAGCGGUGGUGUGCGACCAUUCGGCAUCAGCACCAUGAUCGUGGGCUUUGACAAGAACAGCAAAGUACCAAGACUCUACCAGACCGAACCUAGCGGUAUUUAUUCCGCGUGGAAAGCAAACGCGAUCGGCCGUUCCAGCAAGACGGUUCGGGAAUUCCUAGAGCGCAACUACAAGGAGGAUAUGGACCGCGAGGCGACUAUCCGGCUAGCCAUCAAGUCGCUCUUGGAAGUCGUGCAAACGGGUGCGAAGAACAUCGAGAUCGCCAUCAUGGCCCCUGGUAAGACCAUCGAGAUGCUGCCGGUCGAAGAUAUCGAAGGUUACGUCAAGAACAUUGAGCAGGAGAAGCAAGAGGAGGCCGCUAAGAAGAAGACCGGCCGAACACCGGGGACGGGUAGCGCGGCCAUCUUGACGAGGGAGCGAGAAGGUGGCAGCGAUUAAGGGCAGGCCGUAGCCGCAGCUGUAGCCGGAGUUUACGGGCCUCUAGAAAGGUGAUUGAUUCAUAGAGGAUAUCAUUACGAUGCCUACCUGGUAGGUAUACCUAGGUAGCAAAUCUGUAUACUACCACCCGGAAGCAUGCACGG
Messenger RNA from Annulohypoxylon truncatum, 1158 nucleotides. RefSeq names its product proteasome component pre6. Gene Ontology annotation, biological process: ubiquitin-dependent protein catabolic process. The record is from RefSeq and is a predicted model, not a curated record. NCBI's taxonomy places the organism in Eukaryota, Fungi, Ascomycota, Sordariomycetes, Xylariales, Hypoxylaceae. The transcript is spliced from 4 exons. The coding region runs from base 212 to 1015 and encodes 267 amino acids. Gene Ontology annotation, cellular component: proteasome core complex, alpha-subunit complex; proteasome core complex; nucleus.